Messenger RNA from Thamnophis sirtalis, 423 nucleotides. The record is from RefSeq and is a predicted model, not a curated record. NCBI's taxonomy places the organism in Eukaryota, Metazoa, Chordata, Lepidosauria, Squamata, Natricidae.
AUGAAAAGUAUAUUUUGUAUCUCUCAGAGCUGGAGUGGACCGGAGAAGUUGCUUGCCUUAGAUGAAUUGAUUGAUAGUUGUGAACCUACCCAAGUGAAGCAUAUGAUGCAAGUGAUCGAACCCCAGUUUCAAAGAGAUUUCAUUUCCUUGCUCCCCAAAGAGCUGGCUCUAUAUGUGCUUUCUUUCCUGGAUCCCAAGGACUUGCUGCAGGCAGCACAAACAUGUCGAUACUGGAGAAUUCUGGCAGAAGACAAUCUUCUAUGGAGAGAAAAGUGCAGAGAAGAAGGAAUUGAUGAACCGUUACAUAUCAAGAGGAGAAAAGUAAUAAAGCCAGGAUUUAUUCAUAGCCCAUGGAAAAGUGCUUACAUCAGACAGCAUAGAAUUGAUACUAACUGGCGGCGAGGUGAACUUAAAUCUCCUAAG